AUAACUUCAAAUCUCCAAAUAAUAUGUAGCAUCCUGCAUUCCUGUCUAUAAUAGUACAUUCACAUAUUUUCACUUUUUUACGUUGAAGCCUAAAUUCUCCAGAUUUCAUUCAUUCGUUAUCAACAAAAGUUUUAUUGACCCAUUGUAAUAUUAUCUGAUUGUUAAAAAAAAUUUGAUAUAAUUAAUUAUUAUCGUUUUCAAUAUUGUCCUGUGGUAUUACGUUUUGAUUUUUUUAACACUACCAUAAGAUAUUAAGAUAUUAAAUAAUAUUUAGACUGCAUUCUACGACUUUUGAUUUCAAUCAACUUUAAACAAAACAAACACCAAUAUGGUGAAAUUGUUUGCUAUGAGUGUAUUGUACAAAGGAUCUAAUGAUUCAACGCUAUUGAAAUCUGCAUUUGAACUGCAGUCAUUUGGUUACUUUCAACGUAAAAGUGUGCAGGAAUUCAUGGGAUUUGUAACUAAAACCAUAGUGGAACGUACAGCGAGUGCUGCAAGGCAAUCUGUAAAGGAAAAAGAGUAUAUGUGUCAUGUUUAUGUACGGGCGGAUAAUUUGGCUGGUGUUCUAAUAUCCGAUGAUGAAUAUCCUCAUAGAGUUGCUCAUACACUUCUAACAAAGGCAUUAGAUGAAUUUUCUGCAAAAGUUCCAUCUCAUAGUUGGCCAAAACUUAAUGAAACACAGGUUACAUUCAAUGAACUGAAUGCUAUGUUAGCCAAGUAUCAAAAUCCCAAAGAGGCUGAUGCUAUGACAAAAAUUCAACAAGAUCUAGAUGACACAAAAAUAAUUUUGCAUAGUACAAUUGAAGCCGUUUUGGAACGUGGUGAAAAACUUGAUGACCUGGUUGCCAAAUCCGAAGGCUUAAGUAUGCAGUCCAAAGCAUUUUAUAAAACUGCUAAGAAAACGAAUGCAUGUUGUCGGAUGUAAUGAAUUUGAUUAUUACUACCAAUAUGACAACUGGUUUUAAGUAUAAAUAAUUUUUUACUCAGUUAGUCAACAAAAAUGUGACUACUUAUAAGGAUAUAAAAAAACAAUAUUAAGGCUUAUUUAUUAUUACAUUCCGAUCCCUUCCCAAUUUAUAUUUUAUACUGUAAUAAUCGGAGAAAAAAGUGUACUCAUUAAUUUUUAUCCACAAUUGGGGACAUGAUCAAUAUUUUAUAAUAAACUGGAUAUAAAAUUUAUUUUUUAACACAAAAAAAAACAAUGAAUUUAAUAAAAAAUUUAAAUUAAUCUGAAAUUAUUUCUUGAAAUAGAAAACAUUUUUGUUUAUUAUACUAUUUUUUGUUAUAACAGAUCCUGCUUCAUUAUUCUGAUUCAAUUCGUCUAGCUAUAAAUACAAUUAAACUAAAUGCAUUUUCUUAAAUAAAGAUGAAAAUAUACUAAAUUAUUAAUUAAAUAUACCGAUAAUCUUUAGUUUUAUUAUAUAAAUUCUUGAUAUUAACUUAUUUCUAUAUCUGCUUUUUUAACUUCUAAAAAAAAGUGUAUAGGAAAUGAUUUAAGUUGUAAAUUAUCUUACAAUUAUCCAUGACGUUCUUUGGUAAAUUAUUGUUUUGUUAUAUAUGAAUUUAUAAUUCAAUAGCCAUAUAAAUAUUCUUUCGAUUGAACAUAAUAGCUGCUAGAGCUUGUAUAACUCCUAGAGUUGUGAGAUAUUAUAGUAUAAAGAAAAAUAAAUAUUGAAACAACAUUGAUUAUACCUAAUCAGUUGUGUCUUUUGUCCAUCUAAAAAUGAGAAAUAAGAUGAGAAUAAUUUUAACAUUUAACUUGAUUUUAUCUUCUACAUAUUCAUAGUGUAAUUCUUAAGUUUUUGCCAGUUUCUACCAUUUAUAAUUGAAAAAUAUACAUGUACUUUAGUGAAGGAUCAAGAAACUGUUAAAGGUAUCAUAUUUUUGUUUAUAAUAUUUUAUUAUUAUUAUAAAAACAAUUAUUUAACUAAUUUGUAGUUAAUGAAUUGUUUGAUCUUUUAAAUUAUUGGAUUUAUAUUUAUUAAGGUCUUUUAUUUAAUAACUUUGAGUUUAAAUCCUUCAAUCCAUAGAGCAAUUCUAUCAUAUUAUCUACAAUGUGAUAGUGAUGUGUAUAGGAAGGAGCCCCUGGGUCAUGCUCCACAGUGCAAUUUCAAGUUCAAUUAAAAGUUAAAACAUAUUCUGUAAAUCAUAGUACCCCAGCCCCUAACAUUUAAUUAGCUCAUAGUGAAAAUAAUUCUUAUUUAUGCCAUUGAAAGGUGAUGUAAAUGUUUGGAUUUUAAAUACAUAUUGUGAUAUUUUAUGUCAGUUAUUUUUUAAUAAAACGGUUUUUUUUUUACAAUA
Myzus persicae (green peach aphid) is the source of this 2301-nucleotide messenger RNA. It is a transcript of the gene Ykt6, whose product is annotated as synaptobrevin homolog YKT6. Lineage: Eukaryota; Metazoa; Arthropoda; Insecta; Hemiptera; Aphididae. Gene Ontology annotation, cellular component: Golgi apparatus. Gene Ontology annotation, molecular function: SNAP receptor activity. The transcript has 5 exons. The record is from RefSeq and is a predicted model, not a curated record. Bases 329 to 925 code for a protein of 198 amino acids. Gene Ontology annotation, biological process: endoplasmic reticulum to Golgi vesicle-mediated transport.